This is a messenger RNA of Mesocricetus auratus (golden hamster), 1443 nucleotides long. RefSeq names its product cerberus 1, DAN family BMP antagonist (gene Cer1). Gene Ontology annotation, biological process: determination of heart left/right asymmetry; signal transduction involved in regulation of gene expression. The record is from RefSeq and is a predicted model, not a curated record. The coding region runs from base 3 to 821 and encodes 272 amino acids. Lineage: Eukaryota; Metazoa; Chordata; Mammalia; Rodentia; Cricetidae. The transcript has 2 exons. Gene Ontology annotation, molecular function: morphogen activity.
GCAUGUAUCUCCUCUUCCUUCAGUUGCUUGUGCUUUUGCCUCUGGGGAAGGCAGGCCGAUGUUCAGGUGGCUGCAGGAGUCAGAGUCCCUUUUCCUUUGUGCUCCUAGAGAGGGGUCGCAGAGAUCUCCACACGGCUAGCCAAGAGGAAGCAGAAGACAGGCCAGAUCUGUUUGUCGCAGUGCCACACCUCAUAGGUGCCAGCCUGGCUGGGGAAGGCCAGCGGCAGAGAGAGGAGAUGCUGUCCAGGCUUGGAAGACUCUGGAAGAAACCCGAGAUAGAACUUCACCCCAGGAAGGAUGUGGAAAAUGAUCACGUCCCAUUGGGGGUUCAGGCCUUCCCUCAGUCAGCAGCUGAGAGGAAAGUGGAGAGGUCACCUCUACAGGAGGAAGCCAAGAAAUUCUGGCAUCGCUUCAUGUUCAGAAAGGGUCCAGCAUCCCAGGGGGUCAUCUUGCCCAUCAAAAGCCAUGAAGUACAUCGGGAGACCUGCAGGACGGUGCCCUUCAACCAGACAAUUGCCCACGAAGAUUGUGAAAAAGCUGUUGUCCCAAACAACCUUUGCUUUGGGAAAUGCGGGUCCAUUCAUUUUCCCGGAGCCGAGUCACAUCGCUACAACUUCUGCUCCCACUGCUCGCCCACCAGAUUCACCACCAUGAGCUUGAGGCUGAACUGCACUGGCUCAACCCCCGUGGUCAAGAUGGUGAUGCAAGUGGAAGAAUGCCAGUGUCUGACAAAGACCGAGCAUGGAGAGAGGCACUUCCCACUGGCGGGGUCCCAGGAGCCUUUCGUCCCUGGACUUUCAGAUUCAAAAGCCAUCCCAUGAUUUCUCCUGGAAACAGAAUCUCAACAGAAAAAGCGGUUUCAUAAGGGGAAACAGGCCCACCCCCAUUUUAUCCCCACUUGUGUUUAGACAGUCUUAUGUCUUCGUUGUGGUUACAUAAAGGGAAAGUAGCCCCUCCCCCAUUUUUUCCACUCGUGUUCAGACAGGGUCUUAUUAUUCUGGGCUGGCCUCAAACUUGUUAUAUGGCUAGGGAUAACUUUAAGCUCUGGGUCCACUUCCUGUGCGUUGGGAUUUCAGGCGUACACUGUAACACCUAGCUCUCAGUUAAAGGGAUUUCUAAAAGGAUUCUGCAUGCUUCCAAGCUGCCUGUGAGAUUUAUGAAAUAUUUUGAUUCUAGUGAAUGACUCUUGCCAUAGAUGUGGGAAGCAGCUUGUUUAAUGGCCCAUGUUUUUUUUUCCCUUUUUGUACUCCCUACAUGAAGUUUGUACUGUUGGUUACCUGACUUUGAAGAAGGGAGACUGAUGCUACUCUUAGAAGUUUACACACAGAGGGAUCUCAGGAACCAAACCGUUUCCUGGAGUAUGAGGAAAAUGGGUGUACAGUAUUAGGGUCAAGCCCCACUCCCCGUGGAAGUUACUAAGAAACUCAUUAAGUCUCAAAUACA